UUUUUUUUUUCGGCAGAACAAUUUGAUAAAAGUUUUAUUUUGUGACGGUCGCAAUUUUCCAACGCGUGUUUUUUUUUCGGUUAUUUGAUUCGGAAUAUAUUCCAUACGAAAAUGGAUUCAAUAAAUUAUGAAGAAAAUUUUCAAAUGUUCUACCGGAUGGCCAAAAUUCUGAUUCUGGAAUUGAAGGAUGAGGAUAAGGUUCUAGCCGCCCAAUGGCUCCGGAAGUUGGCGGCUUGUAAAUCGCCGAACGAUGCGGAACUACGCAAUCACUACAUGACACUGUUGCUGAUCACAUUGCAGCAACAGCGCAUCGUUGGUCCGUUCAAGCAACAACCCGUCGCUGGCAGUGCACUGGAAGUGUUUCCACAGGAAUACCAACCGGCUGAUAUUCAGCAGUUGAUUGUGGAAGACCUGGCACAGACUCCACCGCCUCCUUUGGUACAGUUUGCUCUCACCGGAAACUCGAUGAUGACCGAGUUUGCCGUCGCUCAGGAGAUACCGAAAUUUGGUGUUCAUUUCUACUACGUAUGUGCGCUGGAGCCUAUUUACGAGUUCCAACGUAUUCAUCAAUCACGGAUACCGCGGCCUUUGCUCGGUCCCACCCGGUCAACAAUGCGCGAGCUGAAUGCUGGCGUCGAACGAGUGCUUCGAGCGGAAAAGUCACGAAUGAAGAUAACCUUGGACAAAUCCGGUAAAAAGAAAAUUCAGAUACGAGAUGAAAAUUUUGCUGCUUUUUCAGAAACAGCUAAGAAAGGGAAAAUGUCCAAGCGCUUGCAGAAACGGCUAGGAGUUGCCGCUGCACCCGAACCCGAACCAGAAGUUCUAGAUGACAGUUGGGAAAAGCCUUCACCGAAAAAACCUCCGGUAUCGGACCCAUCGGUUGCGAAAGCUUUCAAAGCAGGUGCAGCGUCUGCUGCCGCGACUGGUACCCCGAAACGGAAACCAGGAGCUGCCACGAAACCGAAAAGUGUCCAGAACCCCGGUGCUCCCAAACCAGGUAUUAAACCACCGACUGCUGCUUCUAGAAAACCCGGCGUUAAAACACCAGGAAGACUACAACGGAGGCAACAACCAGCAGCAGAAGAACCGUCCGAACUGGAUUUAAUGUACUACACUUCUCCACUAAGAUAUACACGAGAUCCCAGUGCUCCGCCCACUCCACCUUUGUUUAUUCCUGGCGUUUCAACCAAGGGAAUGGUGUACGAGCAAGAAGACUUCGGGGUUGAUCCUUCUGAAGAGUUCAAAUAUUCAAAAGCAAAAUUGUUAAAGUCAACAUGGUCACCAUCGCAAGGCUCUGGUCGUACUCAAGUUCUGGACAUUAUCGAACACCAUCCGAUAACGGAGGAUCUUCAACAGAUUCGUAGCGAGGAGAGACCUCGCAUAAGAACUCCUGAGGUGUACGAGGAAAUUCGUGAAACACAACGGCGCACCAAACUGCUGGAGGGAGCUGAUCCAAGAACACGACUGCUCAUGCAGCGGUUCUACUCGACAAAAGAUGCUAAACCACGAGCACUCGUCUUUUCGCAACCAGACGAGACAACAAUGGUUACAGCACAACUUUCUGCGCGGGCAACAACAGCUACAACUCCGGGAAUUGUUCGGCAAGGAGUGUUGGACGAUUCGUACACGCCAAUACUGUUGGAUGAUACCGAUGAAUUCCUGGCUCUGGAAGGUGAUGCAUCUUACGAUAUAAUUGAAGAACAAACUCAGCUCUAUUGGGCCGAACAAAGCGCCUAUCGAACACAAGACAUUCCUGCUCCGACCGGUCAAUCCUCACCAAUUGUCGCGGAAAGAAGUCAUCGCCUUCCACCAGCUUCAUCAAUUUUGGAAGAACCGAGCCAAUUACUUCCGCCGUCUUCAACGGUGUAUGAAGAUCAAGCUGAAGAUGCCGAAUUCCUAGCUGAUGCUGAGAUGGAGUUUGAAGAUGAUUCAUUGGACUGGGGUAGCCCUCUUGCGAUUCCCCAACGAAUCAGCCCCCGUAGAACACCUGUUAGAUCUCCUCAAGAUGCCGUAAGCAAACUAGAACAAGCUCGUAGAGCCUACCGUGAGACUAUAGGAGUUGUUAGUCCUCAAACACUCCAAACAGUUUCUCCGAAAACUCCACAGAAACGCACACCUCCGAAGGCACCUUCUCGAGUAGCAGACGACAGACUGUUGGACAUCAGUGGAGACGUACCCUACAUAAGUCCGAAAACUCCUACAAAGGUAGCUGCAAUGAUGGAUCUUAUUACGGGUGGAACACCGGCAAGAAUCGCACUGAUUAUGGAACAAAUUGAUCAGCAAGUGGAGGCACAUCACGAAAUUAUUGCCAACAUCAAGCAGCUUCCACGAACCCGUUCCGUGGAUAACAUGCUUAUGGAGUUUAGCAAAGGAAGUGAAGCUCUGGAGGAAAGCCGUGAUUGCUUACAGGAAUUGAGCGUUGCAUUGUCGGAAAUGUCGACUUCACCUGAAAUGAAAAAAGCUGCUGAUAGUGAAGCAGUGUCCGGCAUUCGAUCUCGUAUUGAACAUAUUCGACAGAUGAAAGGAAUCGUUCCGACAACUCCGAAAACUCCACCACGCGUUGAAGUUGAUAUGGAAGCGAAAGAAGAUCUUGAUAUAGAAGAAAAUGUAGUCCACUUUAGUCCGCUUGGGCUUCAGCUACAGGAUCUUUCGGGAAUUGUUGAAUCGACCAUCGAAGGAGCACAGUUAUUGAAGGACGUAGCUGCAACGGUGGAUGAACAAAUUGUCCAACAAGCGGCAGACCAAAGCAAUAAAUCCGUGAGGGAACUCAUGAAUAUAUCGAAUCGUUUGCAUGAUCUUACACAAGCUUGGGAGUAUACCGCGCAGGACAUGGACGAAUCCUCUCUUGGAAUUAUUGAAGAUGAGGACAUCGAAGAUAUCUUCGGUGGCAGUCCAACAGGUGCUAAGCUGGAUCGUAUGGUGGAAGCACUGGAUCAGUCGGUGAAGGAGGUCAUCGCCGAAGGAGGUGUUUCUGGAUCCGCCGCAGCCGAACAUCUUCAAACCAAUUUGCGUAACUUCCAACAAGCAUUGCAGGAGAUUAGUUUUCAUGAAUCGCUACUCGAAGGUAGUCUGGAACCGGAUGCAUUGGUGGAAGACAGUUUUGAAGAAUCGGGUCCUUUGGUGGAUAUUGUAUUGGAAGCCAGUGCAUUGGUUAAUGGUGUAGUUGAAGAGUUGGAACGAUCACUGCAGGCAGAAACUGUAGCGGUUGCGAAUGUUUCCGCGUCGUCUGAAAACGAUGAGCUGCUGGAGAAGAGCAAUGCCGUCGUGGAGGGAUUGGCAGAGGUACUCGAUCAGAUGGUAGCUAUAGAACCCGAAGUUCCUGAAGUUAAACCUCGAGUAGAAGGACCCAAACGAGCUGCAAUUGAAUCUCGUCUGAAAAUGCUUCGUUUGGCUUCAAGGCAACCAGUCGAAGAAGAUAUCCUAAUAGAUGUGCAUGACGAAGAACCUAUGGUAAUACCGGAAUAUGAACCGUUCCGACUGGAAUGGCAAGAUGAAAGGGAAGAAAUAUUAGCCGACGAAGAAAUGACACUAGAUGAUUUACUAAUGGAAGACGAAGGAGCUGCUACAACGGCAUUCUUCUCUAAACCCGUGCGUCGUCCGUUACCUUUCACGCCGAGCUUAAUCCGAAGAACAUUCACGCCGAAACGCGAACAACCGGUACCAUCUCCUAGACGCGUGGUAUUCCGAGACGAAGUGAAACAGGAAAUGAUGAAUCUGAUGGCCAGAGCGCAACAACAGCAAGAAGCUCUUCUGAAUGCAAGCCUUACCAUUCAGGAUAAUGCAUCGGAUGCAGCGGCUAUUGCAGCCAGUCAACGCAUAACGCAGCUGAUCACAAAUGCUCACGAAUCUAUGGCUGAUAUAGUUUCACAAGUACAACAAACCGAGGAAGACACAGACUUUGCCUGGCUUGGUCCAAUUGCACAUCAUCCGUUACCAAAGAAACCAGCUUUAAAACCUUCUGCCCGGGCGCCAGGGAAACCUCAUUUGAAAACUCCAUCGAAAACCGCUUUAAAAACUCCAUCGCGACCAACAGCUGGAAUGGCACCAAAAACACCUGCCCGAACACCAGCCAGACCCGCAGGAACUGCGAAAAAGCCUUCGGGUCCUACAACUUCAACAGCAAUCAAACCAAAAAGACCAACCUCAGCCUCAGGUUCACUUGCUCCUCCACCUGGUGUGCAGGUACCGAAACCUAGAGCAGGAUCGGCCACGCCCAUUCCGGUGAAACGACCUCCCCAUCCAAUUCCAUUGCCAUCGACGGGAGCAAGCGGUCCGUCAGUGCGAACAACGGCUUCCACUUCUUCUCUGCGAGCGACGCUUCCUCGGCCAACUUCAGCAGCGACGGCCAGCCGAAAGCGAUAAAAUUUGGGAAGUUUACGUAAAUUGUUAGGGAAUGCGUUAUUGA
Molecule: messenger RNA, 4405 nt
Organism: Malaya genurostris
Lineage: Eukaryota; Metazoa; Arthropoda; Insecta; Diptera; Culicidae
Exons: 4
Coding region: 112-4362 (1416 amino acids)
Source: RefSeq, a predicted model, not a curated record